This is a messenger RNA of Musa acuminata AAA Group (dessert banana), 2573 nucleotides long. RefSeq names its product DEAD-box ATP-dependent RNA helicase 9. Gene Ontology annotation, molecular function: nucleic acid binding; ATP binding. The record is from RefSeq and is a predicted model, not a curated record. Lineage: Eukaryota; Viridiplantae; Streptophyta; Magnoliopsida; Zingiberales; Musaceae. The transcript has 7 exons. The coding region runs from base 159 to 2123 and encodes 654 amino acids.
ACGAAUUCGCUUCAACGGCCCCCGAUUGGUCAACCAUCGCCGCCACUCCCGUAUAAAUAUAUUCUCGCUUCUCCCUCUCAUUUCCCAAAACCCUAGUCACUCGUCUAGGGUUUUGCCCUCCCGGUCCCUCUUUCUGCUGCGGUUUCGAUCCACGGACGAUGAACUUCUUUAUCCGGAGGUCUUCUUGGGUCGCCGCCUCGGCGUCUAGGCGAGCCCUAGCAGCUCUGGUUUCUUCGAACUUUUCUCUUCUUCCGCCGUCGGUCGCCUUGGCGUCGUCCGUUCCGUCAUCAGCCGAUGGUAUCGUUCCGUUCUUUAGGUUCGCGCAACAAAUCGCGUUUUGUGGUUCCCAGCGCAGGGGAAUCCACUUCUCGGCCGGGCCUUUGGGGUUCAGGGCCACUGAUGUCGCCUGUGCGGAGUACGCCGUCGACGAGUACUACGAAGAAGACAGAGAGAGUCCUGAGGGAGUGGACGAGGGGUUAGAGAUCGCCAAGCUGGGGAUUUCGCAGGAUAUCGUGACUCAACUUGCAAAUAGGGGGAUCACAAAGCUUUUUCCCAUACAGAGGGCUGUACUUGAACCUGCAAUGCAAGGACAAGACAUGAUUGGUCGUGCAAGGACGGGUACAGGGAAAACUCUUGCUUUUGGAAUACCAAUUAUGGAUAAGAUUAUCCGCUUUCAGGCCAAGCAUGGCUGUGGCAGAAACCCUUUGGCGAUGGUCUUGGCACCGACCAGAGAGCUUGCUCGACAAGUUGAGAAGGAAUUUAAAGAGUCUUCUAAGUUGUACACUCUUUGUGUGUAUGGAGGCUCUCCAAUUAGUCAGCAGAUGAGAGCACUUGAUUCUGGUGUUGAUGUUGUGGUUGGGACUCCUGGACGAAUUAUUGACUUGCUUAAUAGAGGCGCCUUGAAUUUGUCAGAGAUUCAAUUUGUUGUCCUUGAUGAAGCUGAUCAGAUGCUUAAUGUUGGUUUUGCUGAAGAUGUAGAGAGAAUUUUGGAAAAGAUGCCCCCCAAACAUCAAACUUUGAUGUUCUCUGCUACAAUGCCAACUUGGAUCCAAAAGCUUACACGGAAAUACCUAAAAGAUCCAGUUAAUAUUGACCUUGUUGGUGAUUCUGACCAGAAGUUAGCAGAAGGGAUAACUCUGUACUCUAUUGUUUCAGAUAAUUAUGCAAAGGCAUCAAUUCUUGGGCCACUAAUAAAGGAACAUGCUAAAGGAGGUAAAUGCAUAUUAUUUACUCAAACAAAACGUGAUGCGGAUAGGUUGGCUUAUUCCAUGGGUCGGAGCUUUGGAUGUGAGGCUCUUCAUGGUGACAUCUCACAGGGCCAGAGGGAAAGAACACUAGCUGGAUUUCGUGAUGGCCGCUUUAAUAUUUUGAUAGCUACUGAUGUUGCUGCUCGUGGAUUGGAUAUACCGAAUGUUGAUCUGGUGAUACAUUAUGAACUGCCAAACACAACCGAAUUAUUUGUUCAUAGAUCUGGUCGAACUGGGCGAGCUGGCAAAAAAGGUAGUGCGAUUCUUAUACACUCAUAUGACCAAAAUCGUCUUGUUAGAGGCAUUGAACAAGAGAUAGGAUGCAGGUUUAUCGAGCUACCUAAGAUUACAGUUGAGGGUGGCGGAGAAGACAUGAUUGGUAGCAUGCGUGGUGGUCGUUUUGAUUCGCACGGAAGUGGCCGAAUGGGUGGUUCAGGUUUUGGGCGUGGUGGAAACUAUGGCCGUUCUCGUGGUUUUGGAGAUUCUGGCCGCCACACAGGCGGCUUCGGAGAAUCUGGGUCAGGCCGUUUUGGUUCCUUUGGUGGUUCAACUUCAGGCGCACCAAGCAGACCUGGUGGCUCCAAUUUUGGUCGCUCCGAUGGUUUUGGGAACUUCAGUUCAGGGCGUUCCAGUGGUCUUGGUGAUUCGGGUGCAGGACGUUUUGGCAACUUUGGUAGUUCAGGAUCCGGGCGCUUUGGUAGUUUUGGCAACUCAGAUUCCGGUCGUUCUAGCAGCUUCAACGAUUCCAGCCCAAGCCGCUCUAGUGGUUAUGGUGGGUCUGGCCGUAGCAGCAGCUUCGGCAGUUUUGGUGGAGGCUCAAGCAAGGAUGAUGGCGAUGAUGGUUGGCCAGGAAGAUCCUUCAUGAGUUCAUCAUAGGUUGGUCGUCCACUAGUAAGUAUGCAAGAAUGCAUUUCCUACACUAAAGGAGCUGUUGCACUCUGGCAUCUGCAGUCCAAACUAACCUUGGUCUUACCAAAGCCCAGGGGGGGGGGUUCCUUAAGAGACCUUGACAUUACUGCUUAAGUUCAAUGUUGUUUGUUUUCAAUCUUUAACACUUAAAGCUGAAGGAUGGAGGUUCCGGAGAGAUGCAGCAAAUAGGUUUUGCAGCAAUACUCUUCCACGAGUCUCAAAACAGACAUCUUUUUUGGAGGCCAAAUUCGGCAGUUUGAGCUUGUCGACAUCCCAGAAACAGAUACAGAAUCUCUAAUCAUCACAGAACUCUAGCUUGAUCAAUUCGGAAGACUGCAUUUAUAAAAUUCCAACAUGCAUGUAACGUAUAAAACCAAAAAGUGGAGGAAAAUAAAUGCCCUUUUGAGUAUGUUGACA